Messenger RNA from Polistes dominula (European paper wasp), 3750 nucleotides. RefSeq names its product ionotropic receptor 25a (gene Ir25a). Gene Ontology annotation, cellular component: membrane. The record is from RefSeq and is a predicted model, not a curated record. Lineage: Eukaryota; Metazoa; Arthropoda; Insecta; Hymenoptera; Vespidae. Gene Ontology annotation, biological process: monoatomic ion transport. Gene Ontology annotation, molecular function: ligand-gated monoatomic ion channel activity; signaling receptor activity.
UUCAAAGCUAAAAGCGAGAGAAUGAACUUUAAUACCUAUGCCUUUAAUACCUCGGUUCUACGAGCUCGAAGCUUGUCCAAUCCUUUAUCUUAAAGACUCGAUAACUUUAUUAACAUAAGUAGAUAAACAAACAAAAAAGAAAGCAAAGUCCAAUCCAGAUUAUGAUCCAGCCAUUUGAUACGACGAAAUGAUUGAACAAUAUCGGAUAUAGGAAGAAAAGAGAAAGCUAAUGAUUAGAUAUUAAUUAGGAUGGCAAUAAUGUAUAGAUCCUUUGUAAAAAUGAAGGCGAGAAAGUCCGAAGGAUUGAUUGGGUCAUCCCCGCGGCAACCAAUGGACAAACACAAAUAAGGGAAGGGAAACACUGAACACUGCUCGUUCAGUUGGAAAACUAGCUUUGUUCGGGAAGCGAGCGAUAUCCUCGCGUCGCCGAAAAUCAAGCCAUAACUUUCUCGAAGUUAGGCCUCGGUAAAGAAAUGUCGAAGGGAAAAGUUUGAAGGAGUAAAUUAUCGACUCAUUUCUCGACCAUGAACUUUGCAUUUCCUAUUUGUCUCGUUUCAAUCGUUAUUUGCAUUAUUUUGCCAAAGUCCCCAGUCGUCGUCGUCGUCRAUGGUCAAGAAAUAGAAGAUCGAAAGAAAAAGGAGCCUACGACGAAUUCCAGGCCGGUCAAUAUUUUUGUAAUCAACGACGAGAGCAACGAGAUAGCUAACGCAAGCAUAGAGGUAGCCCUAAAAACGCUUCGGGAUAAAUACCAUGGGCAUUUAGGACAAGUUUAUUCAGUCCAAACAAACGGAUCCGAUCCCCAAGAAUCUCUCCAUCGAAUAUGCAAUGCUUGGGAAAAAGCCAUCAGCAAAGGUGCAGACACUGUGCCGGACUUUGUUUUAUCAACGGCAAUCGCCGGUUGGAGCGUCGAAGCGUCCAACUCGUUUUCCAGUGCACUCGGUUUGCCAACCUUAUCCGCUCAAUUUGGCCAAGAAGAAGAUUUACGAUAUUGGAAUAAUUUGGACAAUGAAAAGAGUUCUUAUCUCGUUCAGGUAAUGCCACCUGCCGAUUUGUUGCCAGAGAUGAUCAGACGAUUGGCCAUUUACCUUAAGGUCACCAACGCAGCUAUACUCUUUGAUCGUAACUUUGAUAUGAGCUACAAAUACAACAGUCUAUUGCUGAAUGUACCUACGAGACACGUAAUUAACAACAUUGCUCAAAAUGUCAAAGAUAUGAAGGAACAACUUUCGCGUCUACGUGAUUUGGACGUUGUUAAUUAUUUCAUUUUGGGAGACGAAAAAACUAUUCAUAUGGUUCUUCAAACCGCGGAGGUUUUAAAUUUUAUCGGUCACAAGUAUGGUUGGUUCGUUUUCACUUUGGAUAAAGAUAUUUGGCCAAACUGCAGUUGCAAGAAUAUCACUCUCCUCUUCAUGAAACCAGAAUGGAAAGAGACAGAGAGUAACAAGGGUUUCGACAAAUCUCUCCAAGCUAUUCUACCUAGUCCCUUUUUAUCGUCUGCUUUUUAUUACGAUUUGACUUUACUCGGAGUUGAAAGUAUGAAAUUCGCGAUAGAACAAGAAGAUUGGCCACUCGAACCCUUUCACAUUAGUUGCGACGAUUACAACGGUAACAAUACACCUAGCAGGAAUUUUGAUUUUCUCGAGAAACUUCGGAUUACGUCGAAAAAUUUAACGCCAAGUUAUGCUGCUUUCCAAUGGGGCGAAAAGAAUGGACAACACGGUGCCGAUUUUAGUAUGUCUAUUAAUUUGGUCUACAUCGAGAAAGAGACGAUAGUUUCCACCGAGAAUACCGGCAGUUGGUCUGCUGGAAUAAACACGCCACUGGAGGUGAGCAACAACAUUAUCGUAAACAAUACUGCAGUGACGAGCUACAGAAUCGUUACGGUGAUCCAUCCACCGUUUGUUAUGUACAAAAAUGAAACUGGCGAAUGGUAUGGUUUUUGCAUUGAUUUGCUUAACGAAAUACGACAAACCGUUGAGUUCGAAUACGACAUACGAGCGAUAGAUAAUUACGGUGAGAUGAGCGAGAAUGGUAGUUGGAACGGUAUGAUAAAAGAGUUAAUAGAGAAACGAGCUGAUAUCGCCCUCGGUACUCUUUGGGUUAUGGCGGAAAGAGAAAAAGUCGUUGACUUUACUGUCCCUUAUUACGACCUCGUUGGUUUAACGAUAAUGAUGUUAAAACCAAAAACUCAAACGUCCCUGUUUAAGUUCCUCACUGUCCUCGAAAACGAAGUUUGGUUUUGCAUACUCGCUGCUUAUUUUUUUACGAGCUUCCUCAUGUGGGUAUUUGACCGUUGGUCACCAUAUAGUUAUCAAAACAAUCGUGAAAAGUACAAGGACGACGAGGAGAAGAGAGAGUUCAAUUUAAAGGAAUGUCUUUGGUUUUGUAUGACCUCCUUGACACCCCAGGGUGGUGGUGAGGCACCAAAAAAUCUUUCAGGACGUCUCGUUGCUGCUACUUGGUGGCUUUUUGGAUUCAUCAUAAUCGCUUCUUAUACGGCUAAUCUUGCUGCUUUUCUCACCGUUUCUAGACUCGAUACGCCGAUCGAAUCUUUGGACGAUCUUAGCAAACAGUACAAGAUUCAGUACGCUCCUGUUAGAAAUUCUGCGGCUUAUAUUUAUUUUGAAAGGAUGGCUCACAUCGAGGCAAAAUUUUACGAGAUAUGGAAGGAUAUGAGCUUAAAUGAUAGCUUGACGGAAGUCGAAAGGGCUAAAUUAGCCGUAUGGGAAUAUCCUGUCAGCGAUAAAUACACGAAAAUGUUUCAGGCUAUGAAAGAAGCUAAUUUUCCAGCUACCGUGGACGAAGCAAUUAGGCGAGUUCUUCGUCUUGAUUCGAAUAACGAAUUUGCUUAUAUCGCAGAUGCAUCCACAAUUAAAUAUCUCGCCAUGACAAAUUGUGAUGUUACCCAAGUGGGAGAAGAAUUUUCAAGGAAGCCUUAUGCCAUUGCAGUGCAACAAGGUUCACCGUUGAAAGAUCAAUUUAAUAAUGCCAUUCUAAUUUUAUUAAAUAAAAGAAAAUUGGAGAAAUUAAAGGAUAAAUGGUGGAAACAUAAUCCCGAAAGGAAAGACUGCGGAAAGGAAGAUGAGCAAAGCGAUGGUAUUAGCAUUCACAACAUCGGUGGUGUCUUCGUAGUGAUUUUCGUAGGGAUCGCUUUCGCUUGUAUAACCUUAGCUUUCGAAUAUUGGUGGUAUCGUUACCGACCAAAAGUCGCUAGAGCUUUCAAGCAAACCGUCUCAUCUCCAAACGGCAAAACUGCCAAAGUCGUAAGACCAAUAAGAUUUAAUUUACAGCCGGCACCUACUCACGGCUUUCAAGCCUCUCGAUUUAAAUCGAGGUUUUGAAUUUUCUCUCUUUUACAAAGAUACAUUCCGAUAAAGUUAUGCAGGCUCGUGCACGUUUUUUUCUUUAAAAAAAAAAAACUUCCCUUCAGAAAAGCUCGCCUAUUAACUUUCAUAUGAUAGUACAUUAUCUGUACCUAAUCACAUCUAAUAUGAUAAGUCAAAAUACAACUGUUAUACUGUGUAUAGAACAUUAUCUUUCUCAAUAUAAAUAAACUAUUUAUUCUUUUUAUUGAAUUUGCAUAAAUAUUUGCGGAAUGUUUCUUUUUGUUAUCGCGUCUCCCGACGAUUCAAUUUUCAAGAUGUAUCUUUAAUGUAAGUUGGAAGCCUUAUUCAUUUCAGAAAGGACUAAACCUAAAAAAAGGAAAAACAAGAAGAUAAAGAAAAAGAUAAAGAUAAAAGAAAAUUUAUU